AUGGAUACACUUGUCAAUGUCAGAGUGGUUGGGAAGGUGACCAAUGUGAUUCAGGGUUUUAUUGCAGAAGCGAUCCUUGUCAGAAUGGGGCUACCUGUGCUGACACUCAGUCAGGUUAUCAAUGCUACUGUCUUACAGGAUACAGAUGAAUGUCAGAGUGACCCAUGUCAAAAUGGAGGAACCUGCUUUGAUGAAGUGAACGGAUAUCAGUGUGAAUGUGCAGAUGGAUAUGAAGGAGACAAUUGUGAUUCUGAUAUAGAUGAAUGUCACAGUGACCCAUGUCACAAUGGAGGAACCUGCUUUGAUGAAGUGAACGGGUAUCAGUGUGAAUGUGCAGAUGGAUGGGAAGGAGACAAUUGUGAUUCAGGGUACUACUGCUCUAGUGGCCCAUGUCAAAAUGGUGCAAGUUGCAGGGACGUGUCAUUGGGUUAUGAAUGUAACUGCUUACCUGGAUAUUUGGGAACAAAUUGUGAAACAGAAAUAGAUGAAUGUCUCAGUGACCCUUGUCGUAACGGAGGGACAUGUGUUGACGACAUAAAUGGAUACACUUGUCAAUGUCAGAGUGGUUGGGAAGGUGACCAAUGUGAUUCAGAUACAGAUGAAUGUCAGAGUGACCCAUGUCAAAAUGGAGGAACCUGCUUUGAUGAAGUGAACGGAUAUCAGUGUGAAUGUGCAGAUGCAUAUGAAGGAGACAAUUGUGAUUCUGAUAUAGAUGAAUGUCACAGUGACCCAUGUCACAAUGGAGGAACCUGCUUUGAUGAAGUGAACGGGUAUCAGUGUGAAUGUGCAGAUGGAUGGGAAGGAGACAAUUGUGAUUCAGGGUACUACUGCUCUAGUGGCCCAUGUCAAAAUGGUGCAAGUUGCAGGGACGUGUCAUUGGGUUAUGAAUGUAACUGCUUAACUGGAUAUUCGGGAACAAAUUGUGAAACAGAAAUAGAUGAAUGUCUCAGUGACCCUUGUCGUAACGGAGGGACAUGUGUUGACGACAUAAAUGGAUACACUUGUCAAUGUCAGAGUGGUUGGGAAGGUGACCAAUGUGAUUCAGAUACAGAUGAAUGUCAGAGUGACCCAUGUCAAAAUGAAGGAACCUGCUUUGAUGAAGUGAACGGAUAUCAGUGUGAAUGUGCAGAUGGAUAUGAAGGAGACAAUUGUGAUUCUGAUAUAGAUGAAUGUCACAGUGACCCAUGUCACAAUGGAGGAACCUGCUUUGAUGAAGUGAACGGGUAUCAGUGUGAAUGUGCAGAUGGAUGGGAAGGAGACAAUUGUGAUUCAGGGUACUACUGCUCUAGUGGUCCAUGUCAAAAUGGUGCAAGUUGCAGGGACGUGUCACCGGGUUAUGAAUGUAACUGCUUACCUGGCUAUACGGGAAUAAAUUGUGAAACAG
This is a messenger RNA of Saccoglossus kowalevskii, 1384 nucleotides long. RefSeq lists its product as uncharacterized. The record is from RefSeq and is a predicted model, not a curated record. NCBI's taxonomy places the organism in Eukaryota, Metazoa, Hemichordata, Enteropneusta, Harrimaniidae.